UCUGGAUGACAUGGGUUGGGGUGAUUUGGGAGCUUUCGGAGAGCCUUCUAAGGAAACUCCUAACUUAGACCAGAUGGCUUCGGAGGGGAUGCUUUUCCUGGAUUUUUAUACUGCCAACCCCCUUUGUUCUCCGUCAAGAGCAGCGCUGUUGACGGGCCGUCUCCCAGUGAGGAAUGGUUUUUACACCACGAAUGCACAUGCCAGAAACGCAUACACACCACAGGAUAUAGUAGGAGGAAUCCCAGAUUCUGAAUUACUGCUUCCAGAGUUGCUGAAGAAAGCUGGCUACGUCAAUAAGAUCAUUGGCAAAUGGCAUCUGGGUCACAGGCCCCAGUUCCACCCCCUGAAGCAUGGGUUUGAUGAAUGGUUUGGGUCCCCGAACUGCCAUUUUGGACCUUUUGAUAACAGAGCGCUCCCCAAUAUUCCUGUGUACAGGGACUGGGAAAUGAUUGGCAGGUAUUAUGAAGAUUUCAAAAUUGAUCUGAAGACGGGUGAAGCCAACUUGACUCAGAUCUACCUACAGGAAGCUCUCGAUUUUAUUAGCAAGCAGCAGGCCAGCCAGCAGCCAUUCUUUUUAUACUGGGCAAUUGAUGCUACCCACGCUCCUGUUUAUGCCUCCAAACAUUUCCUGGGCACUAGUCAGAGAGGACUAUAUGGUGAUGCUGUGCGAGAAAUUGAUGAUAGCAUCGGAAAAAUUCUAAAACAUCUUCAGAAUCUGGGUAUCAGUGGGAACACUUUUGUCUUUUUCACCUCUGAUAAUGGAGCUGCUCUCAUUUCAGCUCCUAAACAAGGAGGAAGCAAUGGCCGUUUUCUGUGUGGCAAACAAACCACCUUUGAAGGUGGCAUGAGAGAGCCAGCUAUUGCUUGGUGGCCCGGACGAAUACCUGCAGGAGGGGUCAGUCAUCAGCUGGGCAACGUGAUGGAUCUCUUUACCACCAGCCUCUCCCUGGCGGGACUGCAGCCUCCCAGUGACAGACAGAUUGACGGCAUCGACCUUUUACCUGCCAUCUUGCAGGGCAAGCUAAUUGACAGGCCCAUAUUCUAUUAUCGUGGCAACGAGAUGAUGGCGGUGAGAGUUGGGCUUUACAAGGCUCACUACUGGACCUGGAGCAACUCCUGGGAGGAGUACAGCAAGGGCAUUGAUUUCUGUCCCGGGCAGAAUGUCUCUGGAGUGACAACACAUACACAGGAGGAGCACACUACCCUGCCGCUGCUUUUCCACCUGGGGAGGGACCCUGGAGAGAAGUACCCAUUAAGUUUUGCCAGCGAUGAAUACCAAAGGGCUAUGGAUCGAAUAUCUGUUGUUGUCCAGCAGCACCAAGCGACCAUGGUGCCAGGGGAGCCGCAGCUUAACGUGUGCGACAAGGCCGUCAUGAAUUGGUCUCCUCCAGGCUGUGAGAAGCUAGGGAAGUGCCUGAAACCGCCCAAGUCUGAUCCCAGGAAGUGCUUUUGGCCUCAUUGAUCUUCUCUGCAGCCUUCAAGAGUGACACAGGAACGCUAUAACCAACCAGACACGCGGCUUACAAAGCAUGUCUUCUCAUGUCGGCACUCCUGUUUACACAGGGAGGGGUGUGAUGUAUGUGUGAUAUCAUCAUUUGCUCUUCCAACAGGGCCAGUGUUUAUAUUGCUAGAGCUCAGGGUUUAGCCUGUACUCUUUGGUUGGUUUAGUUGUUUCCGUAAAUGGUAACUUUUCAGUGAAGACUUAUUUCAACUGUAAAAGCUCUCUGGACAACCACAAGUCUGCCACCACCUCAGAAAUGCCAUGGAUGCACCUCUUCUCUUGCUCCUUCCACCCAACCUGCUCUCUCAAAUCAUUGCUCGUUCAGAUGCCCCGACAGCAGCCAUGGGGGACUGUUCAGGAAGCUUACAGCCGCCAGAAAACCCUGCCCAAACUGCCCUUGUUUUGCUUGCCUGUAACUUGUUGUUUUAACAUUUCAUUUCCAUUGUGAAAUCUGGACACCAACCUGGUUUUCCUUUCUUCCUAAACUUGCGAGUACUGGGUGCAGCUGUACGGCUGCUGUGCAUCGCUGGGUGCAAACAAGUGCUCCCCCCCCGUUCCCGACUAAGGGGCUGGCUCCAGGGAGAACGCCCUGCCCUCCUUCCAUCUGGAGCUGCAAACAUUCCCUAGUAAUGGUACAAAGAAAUUUGAAGGUGGUGUUCAUGUAAGUAUUGCCUUAUUGAUGGUGUGCAGGGUGUUCUUGGGGAGCUGGGGGUCAGUUGUUCAUUUCAGGGGGUUUCUUCAUUUCCAAAAAUCUGGGUCCAAAUAUGGUUUAGGUCACGCUUCUAGUCUCAUGAUCUGGACCCAGCCAACUGCAGGCUCGGAAGUGCCCGUUUACAUCAGAUAUUAACUCUUGACCCUGUUUCCAGUGUGCGCGCUCUGAGGAAUUCUCCCUGUCCAAACUUUCCACAGCCUGGGUGUAGCACUUCUUUAAACAGAGUUCAUGGUAAAUGCCGAUCCUUUGCACAAUUUCACAUUGCAAAUUUCUCAUCUGCUUUUGAGCCUCCUUCACGCCCUUUGCUCUUGCUAAGAAACGUGUCUCGAACAAAACCGAGCAAGGUUACUCCGGGGCUUCAGGGGAGUAGCUGGAAGCAACCCUGAACAAGCUGUUUGCAGCACCGACAGCUCCGCUUCCACCACUCCAGCGUUUCGUACAGUACACGUGCCCUCUCCGCCUGGCGCUUGUGCUGCCUUGGGAAAAGUCGAGGUGCUCUGAACCUGUAAACAGCCGUGUUUCCUUCCCAAGCAAAGCUCGGGGCUGGCUUGAGACGGUUGAAAGCUCUGCUUCUCUGGUAACUGCUGUCCUACUGCCCGCUCUGGGCUUCUCAACUGCUUGUUCUUACCCUCCCUGUACUCCCAAACGCUCUCAUUCUCUCCGUUCCCAUGGUUUACGCCACCUGUAAUCCCCUCCACAGUAUUUCCUCGUGUAUAUCUCAUGAAGCUGGCUAAUCCUGUAAGAUUGUGGUAAGAACAGCACUUGAGUCGGCUCUUACUGCUCCACCUAUCAGAACUCACAGCCCACACUUCGUCGGCUGGCAGAGCCUCUGAAACUCACUGCUUGUGCAUCUGCAAAUGGCGUUUGUUUAUAGUCCAAAUGUCUUAGAUGCCUUAUGAUGCUCCUAAUUAUCCUUCCAGUAUAUCAAGGCAUUUCCAGUUCAUCCAUAACAUUUCUCCUUGUUUUGACAUAGUGUAGAUAUAGCUCAAGGCUUGAGAGAUUCUGUUCAGCCUGUUCUUCACCGAUGCUACGUGAGAAGGACUGGUAGGAGGACUUGCAGCAGUCGUGUGCGUCCGUCAGCACAGGAGACGGGACAAAACCAAUAAAUUCCCAUUUUCUGGGUGCUGUCCACCUCUGCUUUAGUGCUUCUGUCACCCAGAAGUAUUCAGAACCCUGCAGUUCACUGUUAUCAGCAGAUAAAGCUGCCACCAGAGGAGGGAGUCUGUCACUGCAACUCCCUGAAAGUCGCUGUCGGCCCUCAAAUAGCUAUGGAGGUGUCUGCUGCGCAUUGUCGCGGCGCUUUGGCUUUCUACGCGCUGCUUACAGAGAUCGCGUCGCAGGAUCGCAGCUCAUCGCCCGAGCGCCAGCCCAGGCACGUUUCUCAGUUCUUAGCCUUUGCAGUCUGCACACGGUGAGCGUACUGGAUGCCUGCUCCCCGCGUCCCCCCCCUGCCUGCCUGCCGCUUCAUUCUUUACUCUUUCACAGCUUGCAGCUUUGAAGCCCGUGCUUUUGCCCUCUGGGUGGAACUCGCUUGGACAAGCCACCCUGUUCUCAGCACAGACGGUGCUUGUCUGGCCACCCAGCACACAAAGUCCUCGUUCCUCACUGAAAUAAUCUCUCAGUGCAAAGAUACUGGAUGCAAACUUUGCACUAGAACGCUGGCUGCUAUAAGAGAAUUGACUUGAUGUCUGUUUAUUAUCUGCUUCAUGUCUGUUUAUUAGAAGAGAUCAGAGCUUAAUGUGAAGAAACUACUGCUUUAAACUUAAAUAAGAAUAGUAGUUGUACAGCUGGAUAGCCAGGAAGAAUUUUAAAUCAAUGCCUUUCCCAAAGAUGUACAGAUUUUAAAGUUGCGAGGUGAAGAACUACUGAAGAAAAAUAAACUAAUUUAUCAGAAACGCAUUAUAGGAUUUGUCUGUGCACACCUGUAAAACAACCGAGUAACACCUCGCUUCGGGACCCUCUCACGCCCUCCAGAUCAUGGGAUUGCUCCGGGUUAAAUAUAGCUUGUUUUGUUUUCCCGGUAUUAUUUUUACCGUGGAUCAAUUUCCCAGCCCACACAGCUGCCUGAGUGCAGCUCGGAGGCCGGUGUGGGGACCAGGGCCGUGCGUGGCCCGAGGCUGCGUCCCCCAGGAUGAGCGCCGCAGCUUAGCACGGGGCAGCUCAAAACCGACAGGCGCCUUGCGUCGCGACGCAGCCAGCACGUAUCGCCUCAUUUGCCCUUCGUAAUUAUCCCGAGCCUCCAGUCUGAAGUUGGUCCAUGUGAUGGUCGCCCAGUUGUGCGAACUGCCCGUACUGGGGCGGGUGGUGGCUUUGCAGGGGCUGCCUGUGUGCGAUAGCGGUCGGCAGAGGAGCGGCUCUGCGGGGGGUUUACUGGCCGGUCGGGGUCCAGCAGCAGCAAAGCUGGUUUGUUGAUGGCUCCCUGUCUCAAGCUGGAAAGCCUAAGAGCUAAGGAAAAGAUGAUGUCUAAGGCUGCUUCUAUGUGAUGUUCCUUUCUUUACAUUUAAAUACGUCUGCUAAACGCUAAAAGCUUAAUAUCCUCCUGGGCUAAGAGUCCAAGGAAUUUCUUUCUUGCCUUUAAUUUCCAAUUAGCUGAGCCUCUCGAGCCUCCCUGCUCUGCCCCCGAGGCUGUGUUAUCAUCCGACCCUCCGUGCGGAGAAGCUUCUCAAAUUGAUGUAACUAAUAAUCGUGGAAGGAGUCCUACUGCAUUUACAGUCUAUGGCUGCAAAAACGGAGCCUCGGUUUAAAAUCCCGCGGUGACAAAUGGAUUAUUCCGGUGGCAAAUUAGUCUCUGUGGACCAACAAUUUGGGGAUCUGAACGCUGGAAUUGGAAACCAGAAGAUCAAUUCCGAACACUUAGAGCCAAGGUUAAUGCCCUGCAAACGGUAUUGAGUGCAGCGAUGAAAGAUAACGUGCCUCUGCGUUUUAAACGGGGAGCCGAGGAGCGCGGUGUUAGAAGUGAAAAUGGGCAAGUUCGGAAUGAGAACGAGCAAUGCCCACCUAUCUGCUAAUAAAACGUUACACUGCGUCGGGGGACCGAGCUUUCGGGCAAGCGCUGAGAGUGACCGCAGGCUUUUAGUAAAGAAACUGGAACUAACACGGCCGAGAGGGCGGCUGUUGAACUCGGGAUGCUCGCUGCCACGUGGAAGCUGGCAGUUCCCGGUACCUGCUGAGUCGAGCCUUUCCCGAGCACGGUGGACAGCUUCCAAAAGCCUCCUGCUUUCGCAGAAAGUGCAGCGGAUGACAUGAGGAUCUCCCAGAAGUUGCAGAAUACUCUUUUUUUUUUUUUUUUUUUUUUUU
This is a messenger RNA of Egretta garzetta (little egret), 5510 nucleotides long. It is a transcript of the gene GALNS, whose product is annotated as galactosamine (N-acetyl)-6-sulfatase. Gene Ontology annotation, molecular function: arylsulfatase activity; N-acetylgalactosamine-6-sulfatase activity. NCBI's taxonomy places the organism in Eukaryota, Metazoa, Chordata, Aves, Pelecaniformes, Ardeidae. The transcript is spliced from 15 exons. The record is from RefSeq and is a predicted model, not a curated record. The coding region runs from base 11 to 1462 and encodes 483 amino acids.